UAAAGUAAUUAUUAAAAACUAAAAUAGAAAAUUGUUUCACUCCGAACGCAAAAUAUUUUCCCACAAUUAUUACUGGGUGUCAUGUAAAAGGUCAAAGUAUUUACGAAAUUUGAGAAUACUCUCUCUCUCUCUCUCUCUCUCUCUCUCAGUCUGCUUGUACCAUCUGUAAAUAAUGUUUUAAGAAACUUUGAGGAAUUAAUCUUUAGGAGAUCCUUAAUCCAUUAAUAUUUUUCUCUUAUAAUUAUCCUUGCAGAGGGAACCCCUCAUUUGGGAAUGUGAACUCACUCAGGUCAAAAGGAAUGUAUAUAUGGAAAAGUCAUUUGACCCCUUAUGGCAGUCAGUGUCCUGGUGUGGGAAAAAGCGUUGGAAAACUCCAAGUCCUGUCAUCGUGUCUAGGAUCGUUGCUGCUGUUUAAUAGCAACCGAAGAAUCAGAGGGGAGGCAAGAGAAGAGAGAAGAGAAAAAAAAAAAAGAAAAAAUGUCAAACCAGCUGUCACACACGCGUCACUUCUAUCGUAACUACCGUUUCUUCACACUCUCAAUUUCUGUUUAUUAACACAUAAUGAGGGAAUGUUCUGCAUCUGUAUUAUGAGCCGUUGAUGAUGUUUUUUUCAAAAAAAAAAAAAGAGUUUCGAGAGACAUUGCAAAAAAAGAAAAGAAAAAAGAAAAGGACCAUUGAAUUCAUCAGUUUGCAACAAAACAAAAGAUAAUGUCUGAGAUGGUUUAUUGUUCCUUUGACAAUUCAUUCUCCUCAUCUUCGCGAGCAUGCUGCACUCGCAAAAAGUCUGCACGAGUUCGAAGACAUCAGUAUGCAUUUUAAAAGAAGGAAGCAAAAGGCGAUGGCCUAACGGGGCCCCACAUGUGUUCUCAAGGCGGUAGAAAAGACUAACGACCCCAAAAACUUUUGCUUAAAAACCCUCAACAUCUUCUAGAGUACAGAUUUAAAUACCCUAUAUUGAAAGCCACGCGAGUGGGCGGCGCAUCCAAUGAGAAAAGGGCCCUCUCUCUCUCUUCUUUUCUGGUCCUCGGAUAUCAUCCCCCUUCAUGCAAGAAGCUCUUUUUCAAGGGUGGAGGGGGACUUUUCUCUAAACUCCAACAGCAUCUUUCAAUUCUGUAACCAGUGUAGAAGUCACACUUUCCUCUUAUCUCGGGUCAGUUCACUUGCAACAUUCUUCGAGCUCUCGCGAUCUUCAGUCUCAAAGAUAACGUGAUUUUCUCUCUAUACAACAUCGCAUCGAGAAUUUCUAUUAAUUCUAUAUAAUUAUAAAUAUACAUAAUUAUUUAUCUAUAUUUUAUUUACUUCGGAAAUUAUUUAAUUUCCCAUCAGGAGGAAAAAUUCCAAAUAAUUUUUAUUCAAAAAUGGUGAAAAAAUUAAAGAAUUGAAAAUGAUUUUCUUUACAAAAUAAUUUAUAAUAAACAUUUCGAAAAUAAGUCAAGUUUUAAAGGUGAAGAAAAAGUGAUGUAAAUCGUGGAAUUUACUUUGGGAAAAUAGCAAAAAUAAAAAAUUUGGAAAUUACUUUGAGAAAAUUCGAAAUUGAGUUUUCGCUUAAGCGAGAAAAUAAGAGCGAAUCAUACGUCACAUGCAUGUGUCGUAAUCGAGAUAAAUAUAUAGAAUUCCUCAUUUAGAGAAACGUCUAAACUCCAUAGUCUGCAAUCUUAUCAAGAUUUAUCAACAUUUCAAAAAAGCAAUUGCAAAAAAAAAUGAUUUUAAUUAAGAGAGGAAAAAUUCAAGAAUCAUUGGUUUAAUUUUUUCCCCAAAAAUUAGAGAAAUAUAAAUACAAAAAAAAGUAUAAAUAUUGAGAAGAAAAAUGCAUUUGGAGAAAAUUUUGGGAUUAUUGAAUGAAGAGAAUUCUAGUGAUAGUACAAUGAAACGAGAAAGUGAGAAUUUCACAUUUUCCGGAACAUCAUUGGGCUCCAUUUCUGGAGAGUGGACGUCACAAAUGGAGAAUUCAACCCUUUCGCCAUUAAUGCUGAGUCCAAAGGCAGAGGAAAUUAAUGAAUGGGAUCAGAUAAGUUCAAUUUUUCAAUAUCCCACGGAUCCUUAUUAUUCCGAAACGGGAAAUUUGUAUUCACCGGACAGUACCGGAAGUGAAGUUUCAACUCCAACAUGGGGCAGUGGCUAUCAUAAAAGUGAAUACGGUGAAUUUUCCGACGAAGUGCUGAGGAAUCAACGAUUGCCACCGGUCGAGACGGUGUUUUCAUUCUCGAGGCCUUUUGGAAGCCAGAUUUCCGAUUUUUCCAAUUCUCAGAUAUUUGAGGAGAUCCCAGAGCCUCAGGAAUCACAAAAUUUGAAUCUACAAUUUCAGGAGAUUCUGAACGAUACAAAUACAAAUGACAGUUUGCAAAUAAUCGAAGAAUUCGAUUUGGGUUUAAUUCGAGGUGAUCCAACGACUUUGGUGACGAAUUUAGAUCUGUCAAAAGCGGGAAAUUCCGCUUAUCAUGAGUUGACAGAGUACACGGAAAUCGUCAAUGACACAUCAUCAUCGUCCUGCUACGCCGUUGGUCAUCUUGUUUCGUCCCAACAAUCAUCACUGCCAACCAAUUUCAAACACAAUAAUAUUCAAGACUUUCAAAUUCAGAAUAUUGACAAUCAAAUUGUCCUGCCGAGGAAUGAAGGUCUUCUGAUUGCCAACAAUCAUCGACGGGUCCCGUCUUUGAAAGUGGAGAACUCGCCGAAACGAGAAGAUUCCUAUGGUGAGAGACAAAAUGAGGAGUAUCGUUGUCAGUGGAUUGAUUGCGGAAGUGUUUUCGCCGAGCAAGAGGGUUUGGUGCGACACAUUGAGAAAAAACACGUUGAAUCAUCGUCUUCAUAUUCCCAUGUUCACAGUAGAAGAAGUCACAAGGAUCGAAGCGAUAAGGAUAAGGAUAAUAAUGCGAAUAAUUCAAAUUCCACCGGACAGGAUGAAUUCACGUGCCAUUGGCAAGGAUGUCCUCGGGGGCGUCCUUUCAACGCUCGUUACAAAUUAUUAAUUCACAUGAGGGUCCACAGCGGCGAAAAGCCAAAUAAAUGCCCAUUCUCGGGCUGCACGAAGGCGUUUUCUCGACUGGAAAAUUUGAAAAUCCACCAAAGAUCUCAUACGGGCGAGAGGCCCUACGCCUGUCAACAUCGCGGUUGUUCGAAAGCAUUCAGCAACAGCAGCGAUCGUGCAAAACACCAAAGAACUCAUUACGACACGAAACCAUACGCUUGUCAAGUCACCGGCUGCGGUAAACGUUACACCGAUCCAUCGAGUUUAAGAAAACAUUUGAAAAAUCACACAGAAAAUUCAUCUAAUUCAUCGUCAAAAUCAUCGUCGGGAUUAUCCACGAAAGAAUCGUCGUUAACUCGUGUCUAUCAUGAAACAACGAACGAGGAUGUUUUACGAUUGGAUAAUCAACAAGAAAUCACGAUCAACAACAAUGGAAAUUAUCGAAGUCGAAAGUGUUCCGAUGUUCUCGACGACGACAAUGUGGAAUUGUCUUUAAAUUUCGACGACAGCCAACAGGAAUUCAUUCCCUACGAGUCAGUGAAACGAUUUCUCAAUCAUAGCAAUUACAACGAUAAUAUUACAGAUUACGACAAUUUUCAAGAACUCGAGCCCGAUAUUGAGCAGCAAUUUUUCGAUUUGACGAAUUUUGAAGAAUCGAUUUUUAUCGCUGGUUAAAUUUUUGUUACUUUUUUGUUUUUUUUUUGGUAAUCUGAAUUUUUUUCAGAUUAAAUCGUGAUCUCAAGAAAAUGGACCAAAUUUAUAUUUUACAAAAUAAUGACUGCGAUAUUAAGAGGAUGUUUUUUACAAAUGAGAAUGUUUAUAUUAUAUAUUAAUGUAUAGAUCGUUUUUUGAGAAAAUUU
Messenger RNA from Leptopilina heterotoma, 3828 nucleotides. RefSeq names its product zinc finger protein 813-like. Bases 1808 to 3643 code for a protein of 611 amino acids. The record is from RefSeq and is a predicted model, not a curated record. Gene Ontology annotation, biological process: regulation of transcription by RNA polymerase II. Gene Ontology annotation, cellular component: nucleus. Gene Ontology annotation, molecular function: DNA-binding transcription factor activity, RNA polymerase II-specific; RNA polymerase II cis-regulatory region sequence-specific DNA binding. Lineage: Eukaryota; Metazoa; Arthropoda; Insecta; Hymenoptera; Figitidae. The transcript has 8 exons.